Molecule: messenger RNA, 1095 nt
Organism: Penicillium expansum
Lineage: Eukaryota; Fungi; Ascomycota; Eurotiomycetes; Eurotiales; Aspergillaceae
Product: aspartate-semialdehyde dehydrogenase family protein
Exons: 3
Coding region: 1-1095 (364 amino acids)
Biological process (GO): L-threonine biosynthetic process
Molecular function (GO): NADP binding; NAD binding; aspartate-semialdehyde dehydrogenase (NADP+) activity
Source: RefSeq, a predicted model, not a curated record
AUGUCACCUCCAAUUGCAAAAAGGAAGUGUGGUGUUCUUGGUGCAACAGGUUCUGUGGGCCAACGAUUCAUUCUGCUCCUCGCGAAUCACCCGUUCCUCGUGCUCCACAAAGUCGGAGCUUCAUCUCGCUCCUCUGGCAAGAAGUACAAAGAUGCAGUUAGAUGGAAGCAAGCGACCCCCAUGUCGAAGGGACUGGGCGAACUCAUCGUCCAAGACUGCAGAGCUACAGAUUUCAGCGAUUGUGACCUGGUAUUCUCCGGUUUAGACAGCGACAUUGCCGGGGACAUCGAGAUGGAAUUUGUGAAGGCUGAAAUUCCGAUUUUCUCGAACGCAAAAAACUACCGCAGGCAUCCACUUGUUCCACUUGUGGUUCCAACCGUUAAUCCGUCACACUUGGACAUAAUCCCGCACCAGCGCAAGGAGUUCGGUUUGAAAAAGGGCUUCUUAGUGUGCAACUCAAACUGUGCGGUGAUUGGAAUUGUCAUCCCGUUCGCCGCUCUGCAAUCUAAGUAUGGCCUUGUUGACGAAAUCGAAGUCUUCACCGAACAGGCUAUCUCGGGGGCUGGUUACCCCGGUGUCCCUUCUAUGGAUAUUGUGGAUAAUGUUGUCCCAUUUAUUAGCGGCGAGGAAGAUAAGCUCGAGAACGAGGCGCAGAAGAUCCUUGGUUCCAUAAAUGAUGAUGCCAGCGCCUUCCAAGAGCAAAGCGGUCUCCGGGUUGGUGCCACUUGCACCCGGGUUGGGGUUACGGACGGCCAUCUGGCAUUUGUAUCGCUACGCUUCAAGAACCGACCACCACCAACUGCUAUACAAGUGAAGAAGGCGUUACAAGAGUACCGAUCUGAGGCCCAGAAAUUAAAUGCUCACUCGGCUCCAGAACAGACAAUCAUAGUCUUCGAUGAGCCUGAUAGACCACAGCCGAGACUGGACCGCAACUUAUCUAACGGCUACGCAGUUAGCGUGGGCCGAGUCCGAAAUGGUGCUCAGGGCGGCCACUUUGAUAUUCGUUUCGCAUGCCUAUCACACAAUACAGUAAUUGGUGCUGCCGGUUCAUCUAUCUUGAAUGCUGAAAUUGCUGCAAUCAAGGGAUACCUCUAA